GAAGCGGCUGCGCGUGCGCGGGCCUUGGGGUCCUCUGCGAGCGGCGCGGCCCCGGAGCGGCGCGGCCCCGGAGGUUCGGUUGUCGCCGCCCGUCCUGGCGAGGAGCAGCGGCGCUGGUGUCCCGGCGGAACCUGCAGUCGAAUCAAGAGCCAUGUGGUCAGCUGAUGAAAUCGCUGGGUUAUGUUACCUGCAUUACAGGACCAGACUUCCUAAGCAGGGAAAACCAGAUCCAAACAGGGAAUGGACUUCCCUGGCAGCUGUUAUCAAAGUGGAAUCUGCAGCCCAAAGAGAGGCUCUUGAUAGUCCAGGAAACUUGCUGGUAACUAAGGAAGUUGUUGCUAUGGGAACUGGAACAAAAUGUAUUGGCCAAAACAAAAUGCGAAAAACUGGAGACAUUCUGAAUGACAGCCAUGCUGAAAUUGUGGCCAAGAGGAGCUUCCAGAGGUAUCUUCUCCAUCAAUUGUGGCUUGCAGCUUCCCAUCAGCAAUGUAUCUUUAGUCCGGGAACUGAAACUGGGAAAUGGAAACUGAAACCAAAUAUCAUAUUUAUUUUCUUCUGCAGUCAUACCCCAUGUGGAGAUGCUUCUAUUUUUCCAAUCAGUGAACCAGAGAACCAGCUUCCUAAGACAGUGACUGAAGGUCAUGCAGCUGGACAAUCAGCAGAAUGUAGAAGUAACCAUAAUCACUUAUGUCCAGAAGAUAAGAGAAAAUCAGAGAACAUGGCAAGGAAUUGUAUAAUCAAGAGAAUGAAAACUGAUGAUGGUGGUUGUUUUUCUGUAAUCACUGAAGACCUGGCUGUUCAGCAUGAAUCUAUGAAACGAGAAGACAACGCAAAUCAGAAUAGCUCUGAAUGUUCCGCAGAGAUGCAAACAGCUAAUAAGGAGACUGGCAUAGUGAAACCGAAGGUAGUAGAUGUUCAUAGAACUGGAGCAAAAUGUGUACCUGGAGAGCUGAAUGAUGCCCGAAUACCUGGGCUGGGGUACCACUGUGUGGGAUUAUUACGAGUGAAGCCAGGUCGAGGAGACAGAACAUGCUCUAUGUCCUGCAGUGAUAAACUGGCUCGCUGGAAUGUGUUAGGGUGUCAAGGAGCUCUUCUGAUGCAUUUUCUGCAGCAUCCAGUGUAUCUGUCAGCAGUUAUAGUGGGGAAGUGUCCAUAUAGCCAAGAAGCUAUGCGGAGAGCAGUUAUUGAAAGGUGUCAGCACAUCUCAUCUUUACCGGAUGGCUUUCUCACUCAGGAGGUUCAGCUCCUGCAAUCGGAUCUUCAGUUUGAACACAGCCGACAGGCAAUUCAGGAAGUUCAAAGCAAGAGCAAAACAAAACUUGUUCCUUGUAGUGCAGCUAUCAGUUGGAGUGCAGUCCCCGAAGAGCCUCUGGAUGUCACCUCAGACGGCUUCCGCCAGGGAACAACAAAGAAGGGGAUUGGGAGCCAUCAGAGCAGAUCCAAAAUCUGUAAAGUGGAACUCUUCCAUAAAUUCCAAAAGCUGGUGACAAGUAUUUCACAAGAGGAUCUACCAGACACUCUACGGAUGAAGACACUAAAAACCUACUGGGACUACAAGGAAGCUGCAUUAAAUUAUCAAGAAGCCUGGAGAGUGCUGCGUAGCCAAGCUCUGCUGGGUUGGGUCAAGAAUGCCAAGGAAUACCUGCACUUCACAUGAGAAUCCAUGUGACUGUGUGAACCCAGGAAUAACCUCUGGUCCACAGCAGAUACCUCUGUAGGUCAAGGGCCAGAAAAAGACACCCUCUAGUUUAUGUGCUGUAAAGAGACAAGAAUGAAAAGGAAAGCAAUUUAGAGAAUACUUAUAUUUUUACUGAGUUGAAGCCCCCUUUUUAUUGAAAUAUAGAAAAGAAUCAUUGCUGACUUAAAAUUCUGAGCUGCUUGAAACAAUAUGCCUCCAAAAGAAAGGAAGCAGUGCUGUGCUAUCCUAGUAUCUGAGGGUAUGGCCUACCAGCCACAGUCACUGCAGUGAAAGAAAUGUCAACUGAUAUUCAAGCAUUACUAUGGAAAAUUUUAGUGCCACUUUUUUCUUCCACUUCUCAUAAUGUUGUGGUUGUUUUUCUGUUGCUGGGACAACCCUCAUGUAUAAUAAGUAAUACUUUCAUAACUCUGAGCUCUUCUUGUCUAGUGCCUGGAAGAAUUUUCUAUGUCACUCAGCCCCAUUGCUUCUAACUGGAAAACUAGUUCUGUUAAAGUAUCUCCUUUUUUUGGGAAUCCUUCAUAUAUGCUGCUAUUUACUAAACAUAGCCACAGAUAUUGCCACAGCAGAAGCAAAAGCACCAGGAAGGAGUCUGUGUCAAAUAAUACUACUUAUGAUAUUCUGCGCAUCUCAGUUUCAGGACUUUACCAGAUAACAUUUCAACUGCUUUGCUUCUGUUAGGCAGGAAAGAAAACUCCUGAAUGACUUGGUUCAAAUUGGCCAAUCCUGUGUAAUUACAGGCAAACAUUUACCUACUUUUCAGUGUUUCAAGCACUGUCCAUCUCCAUGCUCCCUUGUGGGAAAUGGUCAAUUAAAAGCAGAAAUGCUUCAGCCAUUUA
Molecule: messenger RNA, 2535 nt
Organism: Serinus canaria (Common canary)
Lineage: Eukaryota; Metazoa; Chordata; Aves; Passeriformes; Fringillidae
Gene: ADAT1
Product: adenosine deaminase tRNA specific 1
Exons: 10
Coding region: 152-1657 (501 amino acids)
Biological process (GO): RNA processing
Molecular function (GO): adenosine deaminase activity; RNA binding
Source: RefSeq, a predicted model, not a curated record